This is a messenger RNA of Effrenium voratum, 960 nucleotides long. Lineage: Eukaryota; Dinophyceae; Suessiales; Symbiodiniaceae. The record is from the annotation of a GenBank genome assembly.
AUGGGACAGCAUCCGGACUUCCGAUGGUGGGCAGGCAGAUCCAUGCUGGACUUUAAGGCCCAAGAGGGCUGGUGGUUCAGCUUUCCGCCACCCUGGACGGUGCUGCGACCGGUUGUGGAUGAGCUCGUAGGCGUUGCAAGGCAGACCAUGUCUGCUGGGGAGGAGCUGGCUUUGAUUCAGCUCAUUGUCAACUUUUACCAGAACGGCGAGAGCAGAGUUCGCCCUCACCGCCACCGCUGUCGGCAGGUGUGCCUGUCGCUGGGUGGCCCACGCUUGAUUGAGGUUGAGGGGCGGACCAUCACUAUGCAACAUGGCGAUUGUCUCCCGCUCUACGGUGAGGAGCAUGCGGUUCCACCACAAGGGGCGGCACAGCCCCGAAUGAGUCUUUGCCUCUUCUAUGCUUCGCGACAAGAGUACGAUGCCGGUGCUGGCGUGCUCACCAAUGGCAGCUUCUGGUGGUCCCAUCCUGAGGACUUGGAUGGUGCCACCUGGCAAUCUGAAAGCUGGGGCCUUGCGCGGGCCAUCGUUGACAAGAACGGCAAGUGGUGGCCACCUCCGGGCUGGCUGCGGGGCAAUGGAGCGGAGCCUGGCUGCAAACUGGGUGAAUGGAGCUACCGAUGUGGUUGGCGCAAUCGCAAUCAAUGGGACGACGCCGCCAUGUGGUACGCUCCGAGCCAGCAGCUCGCAGAAGUGGGGAACAGCGCGGAGGCGCUGCUGGAGAAAGAAGCCCAGGAAGCUGCAGACUACAUGGCCCGCGCGAAGGGCUACAUGACGGGCUUGGAGGGACCCCCAGAACCACCUCGCGGCACGGAAGUGGUCGAGAGCGAUGGCCCUGUAGAAGUCGACUCACCCCCUGCGGGCACAAUGGUUGAGAUCGAUGAGCAACAGGGGAACAACGUCGAGGUGAGCGAUGAGCAACAUGCAGCAGAUGAGAUCCUCGAUGAGACCAAGACAAUGUGA